Corylus avellana is the source of this 2786-nucleotide messenger RNA. RefSeq names its product cyclic nucleotide-gated ion channel 1. Gene Ontology annotation, cellular component: membrane. NCBI's taxonomy places the organism in Eukaryota, Viridiplantae, Streptophyta, Magnoliopsida, Fagales, Betulaceae. The record is from RefSeq and is a predicted model, not a curated record. Gene Ontology annotation, molecular function: monoatomic ion channel activity. Gene Ontology annotation, biological process: transmembrane transport; monoatomic ion transport.
GGCUUAUUUUAUAUAUUUAUCCCAAAAUUUACAAAUUUCUACUCCCAAAUUAAAAAAGAUGUCCCCCCAAAAUAAUUUUUUACUCCCCAGACUUUCUCGAUUAGGGGCGAAUGUCCCAUCUUCUAGACUUCAACAAAGGCUUUCUCGAUUAAAUAAAAAAAAAACUCGCUCACCAGAGACUUUCUCUUCUCUCAAACAAUCUUUCUCUCUGUCUCACCAGACUUUCUCUUCUCUCAAACUCUCUUUCUCCAUUAAAAAAAAAAAAGAUCUCUCUCUCACCAGACUAUCUCUCUCGGAAGAGUUUUUUUUUUUUUUUUUUUCUCAAAUUCUCUCUCUCUCUCUCUCGGACCAGUCUCUUAUCUCUCUCAGGCUGCACCGCUGCUGCAUGAAGUCUUGCUGAGUUGCUGUUAAUUUGUUACUCCCCCCCCAAAUUCAUAUGAACGAAGUCUUGCUAUUCAGCGUUCACCUCAUUCUCAACAAAUAAUUGUUCAGGCUGUUUGUCUCAUCUCAUCUCUUGAAGGGCUUUUCAUAGUAGACAUCUAAUUGGCUGAAGUUAUGAACUCCAAGCGACUUAAGUUUGUAAGGAACAGAAAAAAACCCAUUUUAUCCAGGUUUGAAGAUUUAGAGCAGCAAUAUUCAGUUCAUGAACUACGUAGGAGGAAAAUUUUGGAUCCACAGGGUCAAUUUCUUCAAACGUGGAACAAUUUUUUUAUGCUCUCUUGUGUGGCGUCCGUGGCCAUAGACCCCCUUUUCUUUUACAUUCCAAGGAUGAAUGACGUGGACAAGUGCUUGGAUUUGGACAAGAAAGUGGCGAUCUAUGCUUGUGUUUUUCGUUCAUUCAUAGAUGCAUUUUAUGCAAUUCAUAUAAUCUUUCAAUUCCGAACUGGGAUUAUUGCCCCUUCUUCUCGAGUGUUUGGAAGGGGUGAGUUGAAUAAUGAUCCUAAGGCUAUUGCUAAAAGAUACUUGCUCUCCUACUUCAUCAUUGACAUCCUAUCAAUUCUUCCACUGCCACAGGUGCUAGUAUUUAUCAUGCCCUCAAUGAAAACCCAAGCACAGAAGGAAAUAAUGUUGAUGUCCAUAAUCUUCUCCCAGUCUGUGCCAAGACUUUUGCGGAUCUAUCCACUAUAUAUAGAAGUAACAAGGGCCUCUGGCAUACUUGAGAUAGUAUGGUUUCGAGCUGCGUAUAAUCUUUUUCUCUACAUGCUAGCUAGUCACGUGAUUGGAGCAUUUUGGUACUUGUUUGCGAUAGAACGAGAGCAGAAUUGCUGGCACAAAAAGUGUAGGGAACAGAAGGAUUGUCUGCCUCAGAAUUACUAUUGUGGACAUAAUAACCGUAACAAGGCCUUGGAUCAAUAUCUUUAUGAUGCUUGCCCUUUUAUCGAUCCUGAUGAAAUUACAAAUUCAACUGUCUUCAACUUUGGAAUAUUUACUGAUGUUCUGAGCUCUGGAGUGGUUGAGUCAAGAUAUUUUUGGGAGAAAUUCUUUUACUGCUUUUGGUGGGGUCUACGUAAUCUUGGUUCUCUUGGCCAAAACCUCAAUACAAGCACUUUUGUUUGGGAGAUAUUAUUUGCGGUUUCCAUAUCCAUCUUUGGGUUGGUUUUAUUUGCAUUGCUUAUCGGCAAUUUUCAGAAAUAUCUGCAAUCAACAACAGGUAGAGUAGAAGAAAUGUUGGUGAAAAGGGAUCGGAUUAGACAAUUAGAACAGUGGAUGUCCCGCCGUUUGCUCCCUAGGAAAUUAAGGGAUCGGAUUAGACGAUGUGAAGAGUUCACAUGGAAAGCAACCAGAGGUGUCGUGGAAGAGAAUCUUAUUCGUAACCUUCCUAGGGAUCUCAAGAUGGAUAUAAAGCGCCAUCUCUGCUUGGCUCUGGUUAUGAGAGUGCCCCUAUUUCACAACAUGGAUGAACAACUACUGGAUGCACUAUGUGAUCGUCUCAAGCCAGUACUUUACACAGAGAAGAGCUUAAUUGUUCGUCAGGGGGACCCAGUGGACGAAAUGCUCUUUGUCAUGCGAGGAAAGCUAGCCAGUAUGACUACCUAUGGUGAACAAGCUGGUUUCUUUAACACUGUUUACUUGAAGGCUGGUGACUUCUGUGGAGAAGAGCUUCUUACUUGGGCUUUGGAUCCCCACUCCUCUACCAUUAAUCAUCCCAUCUCAACUCGAACAGUUAAUGCUCUUAUAGAGGUUGAAGCCUUCGCUUUAAUGGCUGAAGACUUGAAGUUUGUGGCCACUCAGUUUCGGGGUCUUCAUGGCCCGGAGGUCCAGCACACUUUCAGGUUCUACUCUCAACAAUGGAGGACGUGGGCAGCUUGUUUUAUCCAAGCAGCUUGGCGCCGGUACAGGAAGAAAAAGCUCGGUGCAACCAUUUAUGCAUCAAGGUUUGCUGCCAAUGCACUUUGAGCCUCUCCACAAAAUGGUGCAGCUAACACCAAAGUACUACAAAGAUUGCAACCGCCGCCGCUACAGAAGCCUGCUGCUGUUGAAGAUCGUUAAUGGUAUGGUGUUUCAUGUGAUUAUCAUGUAAUUUGAACAUUAGCGUGCAAGUGCGAAAGUAGUCAUGCCAAUACAAGUUAUGAUUUUCUUGUAAUUAUAACCUUUUCAGAAAACUGUAUCAUCUAGAAAGUUGAAAACCAUAUUUAUCUGUAAUCUUGUAUUUGGCUACAUUGUUGGGAUACUGCUAUUUUAAUCCACAGUUAUGCUACCAUUUCUCAUGUUCUACCUGACAUACCAACCAGGUUAGUUGGAUUGAAUUCUUAUACUAAAAACAGAUAAUAACUUACAUUUACUUA